Phascolarctos cinereus (koala) is the source of this 1299-nucleotide messenger RNA. The record is from RefSeq and is a predicted model, not a curated record. Lineage: Eukaryota; Metazoa; Chordata; Mammalia; Diprotodontia; Phascolarctidae.
AGGACUAACAGGCUGCUUUUCUAACGUCACUUCCGGCGUGAGGACUUUCCCCUACUCUCCUUCCCACCUCCACCUCCUUCCCGGGAGUCUGAGAAGAUGGAGCCAGUGAGCCGAGUCGGUGCGCUGAGCGCUGAUGAGGGACCGGAGCCCGGGGGCCUGGAGGGGCUUGAUCACCACAGCUCCCCCCCGCCCGGCCCCGCGACAUGCGAUGGAUGUUGUGAAGGUGGAGGGCCUAUAUCCGGUCACUAUGGUGCCUGGCGAUGGUGUGGGGCCCGAACUCAUGCUAGCUGUCAAAGAAGUCUUCAAGGCAGCCAAGGUCCCCGUGAAAUUUCAGGAGUUUCAUCUGAGUGAGGUACAGAACAGGGCCUCAGAAGAGAAACUGGAGGAAGUGCUGAACUCCAUAAAGAAAAACAAGGUUGCCAUCAGUGGGAAAAUCCACCCGUCCCUGGACUACACCGGGGACCUGACCUCGUACAGCAUGAUGCUCAAGCGGAAGCUGGACCUGUUUGCCAACGUUGUUCACGUCCAGAGCCUCCCGGGAUGUAAGACCCGGCACAGCAACCUGGACUUGGUGAUCAUCCGGGAGCAGACCGAGGGAGAGUACAGCUCGCUGGAGCACGAGAGUGUCCGGGGUGUGAUUGAAUGUUUGAAGAUCGUCACUCGUGCCAAGUCUCAGCGAAUUGCCAAGUUUGCUUUUGACUAUGCCACCACUAAGGGUCGAGAGAAGGUCACGGCUGUGCACAAGGCCAACAUUAUGAAGCUGGGCUACAGGCUCUUCCUGCGGUGCUGUGAGGAGGUGGCCGAGCAGUACCCCAAGAUCAAGUUUGAGACCAUGAUCAUAGACAACUGUUGUAUGCAGCUGGUGCAGAAUCCAUACCAGUUUGAUGUGCUCGUGAUGCCCAAUCUCUAUGGAAACAUCAUUGACAACCUGGCAGCAGGUCUGGUGGGGGGUGUGGGCGUGGUUCCUGGUGAGAGCUACAGUGAUGAAUGCGCUGUUUUUGAAACAGGUGCAAGGCACCCGUUUGCCCAGGCUAUGGGCAGGAACAUUGCCAACCCCACUGCCAUGUUGCUGUCUUCCAGCAAUAUGUUGAAGUAUCUCAGCCUGGAAUAUCACUCCAAAAUGAUUGCUGAUGCUGUGAAGAAGGUGAUAAAAGUUGGCAAAGUUCGAACGGGGGACAUGGGGGGUCACAGCACCACGACUGACUUCAUCGAUUCUGUCAUCAGCUACCUGCAGCCCCCUCGUGGGGACUAGAAUCCCUAUCCAUUUUAUUAUCCUUGAAUAGAGCCCCUGGACAACUA